This is a messenger RNA of Anneissia japonica, 954 nucleotides long. Its product is annotated as fucolectin-5-like. The transcript is spliced from 5 exons. Lineage: Eukaryota; Metazoa; Echinodermata; Crinoidea; Comatulida; Comatulidae. The record is from RefSeq and is a predicted model, not a curated record. Bases 16 to 522 code for a protein of 168 amino acids.
UUUGGAAUUGGUGGUAUGUACUAUAUUGAGUAUAAUAUUACACGUAGUACACUCGCUGUCAUUUUCAUAGACUUAUUGAGUGCCGGACGUCCUGCUACGCAGAGUUCUAUUGGAUGGGAUGGAGUCCCGGGAAGAGCAGUUGAUGGAAAUACUGAUACCGACUACGGACAAAAAAGCUGUACACACACUCAGAAUGAAGCUGAAAAUUGGUGGAUGGUAGAUCUAGAAAAAUCCUCCUUGAUUUAUGGUGUGAAAAUUUACAAUCGAGAAGAUUGCUGCAAGGAACGAUUGGAUGGCGCAACCAUUCAUGUCGGAGAUGACCCUAAGGGUAUGCUGACUAAUGCCCAAUGUGGGGGAAAAAUAACCGAUGCAGAAAUCAACGACUCGGCCGAGAUAUUUCUAGAGUGCAUUCCACCACUUAAAGGACAAUACGUCAGUGUCACGCUGCAGAACAACUAUCUGACGCUCUGUGAGGUUGAGGUGCUUGGACUAGAGUUGAAUGGAGCGGGUAGUAUUGCUUGAGGUAUACCGAACACAACGAAUAGACCUGUACAUACACAUUUGUCGAUAUUACCUGGUUAUCCAUCAGAUGUAUAAUGACGCCAUCAUAAUUUGUUUGGCAGUUCUGUACAGCAUCUCGAAUCAAUACCGGCGCCUCAUAAAUUUCCAAUAUUAAUAAUUUAACAGGCUUAAAAUACGUUACAACUAUAAUAGCCUAGGCCUACUAUAUAACUAACAAAAUAGCAUAAUUCAACUUUGUGAAUUUGCUCUUUCUUCACAUUAUAUAGUACCGAUUAAACCAUAAAUAUUCAGUGGUACUUUAUCAACAAUGCUAUUAGUGGCCGAACAUCUAUUCUCCCAGUGUUUAUCAGCAAAUAUGUAGUACAGAAGUUGUUUAAUCAUGACGUAAUGAAACUAAAAUAAAUAAAUCUUUCUCAAAUUAUGUGAACGUAA